Gadus morhua (Atlantic cod) is the source of this 1371-nucleotide messenger RNA. RefSeq names its product lactoylglutathione lyase. Gene Ontology annotation, molecular function: lactoylglutathione lyase activity; metal ion binding. NCBI's taxonomy places the organism in Eukaryota, Metazoa, Chordata, Actinopteri, Gadiformes, Gadidae. The record is from RefSeq and is a predicted model, not a curated record. The transcript is spliced from 6 exons. The coding region runs from base 244 to 705 and encodes 153 amino acids.
AAUGUCCCCAGCACCAGUUUACACCAGCCUGCCCAUCAAUACUACUACAGGGUGCCAGCUUCACGAAGAGAUCACUUUAUUUAGUUGUAAAUACGUUGAUAUGUAACCAGGCGUGUCUGCGACAUGUUUGCCCUCAUUUAAAACCGACACACCUCUGACGAGUAAACCGAAUAAGAUAUUAUAAAUUAGAUAAAAGGAUCCGGUAACAUUCCUGAAUUCAAAACACAGUAGGCUGCGAUAGAAAUGAAAGGACUGACGGACGAAGCGGUGUCCGAGGCGUGCAAAGAGGGGAACCCGAUCACUCAGGAUUUCAUGUUGCAGCAGACCAUGUUGAGAGUCAAAGACCCAGUGAAGUCUUUAGAUUUCUAUACGCGUGUUUUAGGCAUGACGCUGCUUCAGAAGAUCGAUUUUCCCUCGAUGCGUUUCUCUUUCUACUUCCUGGGCUACGAGGAGCGCUCAGAGAUCCCCUCGGAUGUCAAGGAGAGGACCGCCUGGACCUUCUCCCGCCGGGGGACCAUAGAGCUCACCCAUAACUGGGGUUCGGAGUCUGAUGAGAAUCUGUCUCAUCAUAAUGGAAACUCAGAGCCGAGAGGCUUCGGCCAUAUUGGCAUCGCCGUUCCUGACGUCUAUGCUGCCUGCAAAGUGUUUGAAGCUCAAGGAGUGACCUUUGUCAAGAAGCCUGAAGCUGGAUCGCUCGCGUAUUGAGUGUCGGUCACUUGAAAGGGACAAGCCAGCGCGAGGUGAGGGCUGACCGGGCAGGGUUCGCCAGGCCUGGCAGGGACAGCUGCCUUACCCCUCGAGGGCCCCUCAUUCAGACGGAAGAAAGUGAUGCUGGUGACGACGAUGUUCUUACAAUAAUGGCUCAACAGUGCGAUGGUGACUCCAGCGUGUAAAUCGACUGAACUGACAAAAUACUCUCUCUCUCUCGAUCCCACAUAUCUGAAGAAUGGAUUCAUCAUGGUUUUCAUCUGUUCGAGCACAACAGCUCACUGUGUGUUGAUUUGUCAGAGAAAAGAUACUGAGAUUAUGGGAUUCACAUGAAUGCUAUCGUUUCAUAGCCACAUGUGAUAAAUUAGUCCUCUUUCUUUCCUGACAUAAUAAAGAUGGGUCUUUGGAUCGGUAGGGAUUUAAUCAAGUUAAAGUUAAGCUGGAAACAUUUGAUGAAGAGCUGUUAUAUUUUUUCUUUGUAGAAAAGCUAACAAGGUAAAAAUGUACAUUUACAUUUCUUUACAAUUUCGUUGCUGAAUGAAAAUAUCAACUGCUUUUUUAGACAUUAGUAAGCAUGAUUUAAUGAAUUGUAACGUCUUUCAUCUCACCAUAACACAUUCGUACAUAUAAACUCAAAUUAAAUUGAAAAAAUCUUCAAACAUC